Molecule: messenger RNA, 1461 nt
Organism: Schizosaccharomyces osmophilus
Lineage: Eukaryota; Fungi; Ascomycota; Schizosaccharomycetes; Schizosaccharomycetales; Schizosaccharomycetaceae
Gene: dus2
Product: tRNA/mRNA dihydrouridine synthase Dus2
Exons: 3
Coding region: 1-1461 (486 amino acids)
Biological process (GO): tRNA dihydrouridine synthesis
Cellular component (GO): cytoplasm
Molecular function (GO): tRNA dihydrouridine synthase activity; flavin adenine dinucleotide binding
Source: RefSeq, a predicted model, not a curated record
AUGGGACUAUUAAACUACAGUAAUAAGAUUUGCUUAGCUCCCAUGGUACGAAUUGGUGAGCUUCCAACGAGAUUAUUAGCUCUUCGUUAUGGGGCAAACUUGGUUUGGGGACCAGAAAUUGUAGACAAAGCUUUGGUAGGUGGGACCUUGGUGCAAAGAAUAGUAAAUGAUCGGGUGAAUUGUAUCGAUUUUGUUAAGCCUCCUACAAACAAAGUUCUCUUUCGUGUACAUCCUUUAGAGGCUAAUCGAUUGGUUUUUCAACUAGGUUCUGCUUCCCCGGAUUUAGCUGUACAAGCUGCAAAACUUGUAGCCGACGAUGUUGCUGGCAUCGACUUGAACUGUGGUUGUCCGAAGCACUUCUCCGUUCAUGCUGGUAUGGGUGCGGGUCUAUUAAAAGAACCAGAUCGCCUCAUAUCAAUUUUACGGGCUUUAGUGAAGGAGGUGGGAGUUCCACACAAUGUUUCAAUUAGCUGUAAAAUCCGUCUUUUGGAGACUAAAGAGAAAACCUUAGCACUAGUUGAGCGUCUCUGUUCAACUGGAAUCCGUGCAAUCACGAUUCAUUGCCGUACAACUCCCAUGCGGAAUACAGAGCCAGCAAAUCGGGGCUAUUUGCAUGAUAUCGUCGAUCUUUGCAAAAAACAUAAUGUUGCCAUUCUUGUAAAUGGAGACGUCUCUGGUUAUGAAGAUGGAAAAAAGCUUAUAGAGCAAUACAAGUUGGAUGGUGUAUUGAUUGCUAGAGCUGCGGAAAAGAAUGUUUCUUGUUUCCGUUCAGAAGGUCCUUUGUCCAACCGUAAUUUGGCUUUGGACUAUCUUAAAAUGGCAUUGGAGGUUGAAAACAAUUUUGGUAACACAAAGUAUUGUUUAACUCAAAUUAUGCAAGGAGCGUUCAGAAAAGACGUCAGACAAGCUGCGCAAUGCGCAAAGAGCUAUGAUGAAUUAAAAAAUGCUUUCGCCUUGGAACAAAAGCAUUCUGAUGCGUCCGGAAUAGUAUCUGCUCCCGGGCAUGAAAAGUCAAUUAUGUUCGCUUUCGAAAACAGCUCUAAGCUUUUGAAAGCACUAUCAAACGAGAUUACCGCGAAACAGCUAGCCGCUUCUUCAUUUACAAAGUUGAUUGUUUACAAACCAGACAGCGAAAAAAUCGAGGAUUAUCCUGACUACAAUGAGAAAUUUAAAAGUCAUGGAAUUGACUUGAUGAUUGCUUCAACCGAUGAUUUAGCCUCUAAAAUUGGCCAGUCCAAUCUGAUCGUCUGCUCCAAAGAAGAACAUUCGAUAUCUUUUGAAGCAUUAAGUACCCAUAAACAGAUCCUACAAUUUUCUUCAACUGAACUCGAAUCCUUAUAUAAUACACAAGAAGAAUCUAAUAGAGCCAACGAUUUUCCGAACGCCCAGGCUGAUUUUUUCUACGAUAUCCUUUUCAAAAAAAUAAAAGGCUUUAAUACCAAAAAGGAGGUCACUGCUUAA